Metarhizium brunneum ARSEF 3297 is the source of this 1026-nucleotide messenger RNA. It is a transcript of the gene GHITM, whose product is annotated as Growth hormone-inducible transmembrane protein. Gene Ontology annotation, cellular component: mitochondrial inner membrane. Lineage: Eukaryota; Fungi; Ascomycota; Sordariomycetes; Hypocreales; Clavicipitaceae. The record is from RefSeq and is a predicted model, not a curated record.
AUGUCGUUCACUCUAAGUGUACGGCAAAGCCCUCUGCGCCUGGCGCAACGGCUGCCCGAACUCUCCAAGACUGCGUUGCGAUCUGCCGCGCCUGUCCGAAGCCUCCACACGCCCGCCAAGCCCACGACCAACUUCUUCACGUCGCGCGUCUCGUCAAUCGCCGCCCGGAAUGCCUUUGCCCGCGGCAGCGGCCGCUCAUACUACCAGGAGGCUACGCAACGGGCCUCCAGCGGUACUGGUAUGCGAAAGCUGCUGGUGGGCGGUGCCAUAUUCGGCGGUACUCUUGUGGCCAUCAAUGCUGUUUUCAACCGCGAGACGAGAGACGAUGGCGGCAUGCCGCUGUACGAGCGGGAGUACCUGAACAACACCUUCUUGCAUACGGGAUUGGGUAUCGGUAUCAUUGGUUUGACGGCGAGGCAGAUGGUUCAGAGUGGAUUCGUCUACCGGUUGAUGGUGACGAACCCUUGGGUCGUGGGAUUGGGUGGUUUGGCACUGAGCUUUGCCACCAUGAUUGGAACUCGUUCCAUCAGCCCUGACAACUACGUCCCCAAGUACGCUCUCUGGACCGCUUUCAACGCCACGCAAGCCGCCUUCGUCGCCCCUCUCCUGGCAUUCGUUCCGGUACCUCUCCUCGCUCGCGCUGGCCUCUACACCGCCGCCAUGAUGGGUGCGCUCUCUAUUGUUGGUGCGACCGCCAAGCAAGAGAAGUACCUGUACAUUGGCGGCCCUCUCCUGGCUGGUGCUGCCAUUGUCGCCGUCUCUGGUUUCGCUCCGCUGCUCAUCCCUGCCACGGCUGUCCGCACGCUGGCAUUCACUGAGAACAUCUGGCUGUACGGUGGAUUGGCCGUCUUUGGCGGCUUUACGCUGUAUGAUGUUCAAAAGGUGCUGUACCACGCGCGUAUGGCGCAGGCUGGCCUGAUGAAGCGCGACCCGGUGAACGAGAGUAUCUCAUUGGAGCUGGACUUUUUGAACAUUUUCGUGCGCAUGGUUCAGAUCUUGAUGAUGAACCAGAACCGCCGAAAGUAA